Molecule: messenger RNA, 8113 nt
Organism: Dermacentor albipictus
Lineage: Eukaryota; Metazoa; Arthropoda; Arachnida; Ixodida; Ixodidae
Gene: Ephrin
Product: ephrin
Biological process (GO): ephrin receptor signaling pathway; axon guidance
Cellular component (GO): plasma membrane
Molecular function (GO): ephrin receptor binding
Source: RefSeq, a predicted model, not a curated record
CAAGCGGCAGCUGAUCCGCAGCCGGCGGUUAUUUCGGAGUCGGCGGCGCGCAAAAAGUAGCCCCUUGUUUUUUUCGUUGCGCACCCGAGUGGCGCCCCGGAUACAUUUUACAUUUCUUUCGUUCUUCGCUCCGUCGUCUCUUCAAGUGUUCGCCCGCGGUGACCUGUUGGGUUUGAGUUGGUGUCGAAUUUGGGAAUCGACGAAACGGUGCGCGUUAAAACGACCGCGAGAGAAGGAAACAGGAAGGGGGGGGCAGCAUCAAGCCGAGAGAGUGUGUGUUUGUGCGCGUGGUGUCCUGUGUUGUUGUUGUUGUUGCUUCUCCGGGAAAGCCUGCGUUUCUUUUCUUGAACGACUGCCGUACGACUCGACUCAAGAGGAGAGAGCCCGACUCAUCCCGGACCCGAUGCUGGAAGAACAACUUGGGACGGCGACGUAAACUUCGACAGGAGAAGCCGAGUUCUUGUGUUUAUAACAGACGGCUGCAACGCUAGGACGCUGAGAAGCGGACUGUGUAGGUCGGCAAAGUCCAGGAAUGCCUUCGACGCAGUAUCAGUGAAUCCACCCACAGCCGCACCUCGAGCGAGGUAGCGAGGUUUGACUCCAGUAGCCGCUAUGGCUUGCGAUACAAGGCACGACCGCUCAGCACCCUACGCUCGGUGGUCGUGCGUUGCAGGCUGACGCUUGCCUACCUUAAAGUCGCUGCGAAGGAUUAGAAAAAAAAAAGGAAAAGUGUACGUGUGACAGCCGCAAUCGAAGUGUGUUUUACAACCCGGUCACUUUCCGUUUCGUUGUUCUUUCAAAAGUUUCCCCGAGCAACCCGUGGGCCUGGAAGUGUGUUGUGCGCCAUUGCACCGUGCGAAGAAGAAAUCUGCGCGUCGCGACUUUGGCAAACUCCACACCGACAACAUUAUUUUAUCUUAUUUUUUUUUUCGGGAUUUCGAGGCUUCUGUGAGAAACGGGCGCCAGCGGAAGAGCUCGGCACUCGGGGGGGCGACACAACCCGAACCGGCGUCCGCCUCGGACCGUCAUCACCAUGCCUUGGAUCCUGCUGUUCUUCGUGUUGGCGAUUAUUGAAGCACUACCGGUGGAUGUAUCCUGCGUACGGCUGGCGGAUAUUUACUGGAAUGCCACGAAUCCAAUCUUCCGCAUUGACAACACGGACCACAUCAUCGACGUGAACAAGGGCAACAUCCCGUUCGAGUACGACCAGGUGAACAUCAUCUGCCCCGUCUACCGCACGGGAACCCAGGAGGAGGACGUCGAGCAGUACAUCAUCUACAACGUGUCCAAGGAAGAGUACGAUUCGUGCCGCAUCACGAACCCGACGCCGCGCAUCAUCGCUGUCUGCGACAAGCCCCACCAGUUAAUGUACUUCACGAUCACCUUCCGCUCCUUCACGCCCCAGCCGGGGGGGCUCGAGUUCAGACCGGGACAGGACUACUACUUCAUCUCGACCUCGACUGGAAGCGCAGAGGGCCUGCACCAGCGCAUCGGUGGACGAUGCGCCACCCACAACAUGAAGGUCAUCUUCAAGGUCUGCUGCGACCCCAGCAAGAGCACGACGGCAUCCCGGCCGCGCUCGACGACGACAAGCACGGCGCUGCCGCCGGUCGUGCCGUCCUCGGUUCCCCGCGACGAGCUGCCCUCGGACCGGCGGCGGCCGUGGGCAACCAACGCGACGCGUCCAUCGCUGCCCGCAGGGCCGGCGGCCCGACCGCGGGCGCCGUGGCUGCCGCCCACGGCAGUGCCUGAGGAGUCCCCGCUGCCCCCUCCGCGGCGGUGGCCCGUGUUCCCGCCUCGACCGCCGCCGCACAGGCCCAUCAAGACGUACGACGUGCCCGUGGCGGAUGGCAAGCAGUCUUCCAAGAAGACCGCCGAAAACCGAGACAAGCUGCCAAACGAAACGAGAGCCAAGAAUGAGGAGCUCGUAAACAGGGCCUCGUCACUGGUCUCAGUACGGUGGGCCGUUCCGCUGACCACAUUGCUGGCUGUGCACUUCAAUGUCAUCCUGACACGAACAAGAUGAAACAGUCGCCACCUCGCAUCGCUGUCCGCACCACGUUGUGAAUGUUUUAGAUCAACCCUCUGCUCAGCCACUGCCACUAAUGGACAAAACGAGUGAGCUGGCAGACGAGCAGACAACAGCAGUCGCCUGGUUACAAGUGGCGUGCGCUGCUGAACGCUGCAUUGUCCACAUUGUGUGCUGUGCACCGAGAAGACUGUUCUGUUUCGAACAUUCUUUAUUGCGUUAGGCUGAAAACGUCUGCACCCGUGAUCGCGCUUUCACGGCGCUGUGGCACUGCAGGCUAGGACUUUCAAGCACUGAAGUACCAUCUAUGGUCGUCGACAUCAUCUGGUCAGUCAAUGUGUUUUCUUGUGUUUAUGGGAACAAGAGUGGUGGCACGCCUGUGCGGAUGCCAGUGUUGUGUGCAGCGUGAUGCGCCGAACAUUUUCUGACUGGUCUUUGGCAACUUGACAGUGUUGUGUCCUGUGCUGGCAGACGGCGACACCUGUGACCCAAGAACAGUGGUGUUCUCCCUGCGGCGCCCUCUACUUAGUGGCCAUUUCAUGUCUUGUCUAAGGAAAAAAAUUGACUUCUCAUUUGUUUUUAUUCUUUUUUCUUUUUCUUUGCCCGGUCACGGCCUAUGUAUCUGGCAGGUCUGUCAGCACUUCAUCUCACUCUGCUGAUUCUGGGUUGUGACCCACAAUGCCUAAACUUGUUCUGUGGGCGAUUGCGCUACUGCAGUACUAGUUUUGCCUUGUUGACUUCGGGAGGAGCGAAAGAGGUCUUCAGUGCAUGCCCGUCCAAGCCAAGCGGAUGGUGGCUUCAAAACUGAGAUGGCAUUUCAUUCCCGUGUGGAAAAGCAAACGCAGAGUCGCUAGCGCGGAGCACCGUCUCACUAUUUCCAGUGGCAGUUAGCACUUGGUGUCACUUUUUGGUAUACAUCUGCACAUAGUGAAACUCGUGUUAGUGAACUGAGUGAGUGAGAAAGAUUAUCGCAUUCAUAAUUUGUUUUAUACUUCAAGAAGGGCGUGAAUGCUGAGUGGCAAAGUAAAUGGAUUUAAGUCCCAGAGCACUUACGGAAGAGGGCAUGAAGCUGAGUUAAUGACUUUCGGAAGGUGCCAGCUCUAAAAUGUAUGAUGUAAAGUUACAAUGCAUUUAAGGCGCAAGGUUUGCAGGUUAGAAGAAAAGGUAAAUAUUUUCUAUCUCUAUGAAUUUAAACACCAAAGUUGCAGGGAGCAGAGUUUUCAGUUUCCAGUGUUUCGCACUACAUGCAUCUCUAUGCCGACCUUCAAGCCCCUGUCACUGCACUUUAUUGUUGAGCAGGAGUUCUGCAUGUACAUCACAGCCUCAAAAUCAGGCACACGUGCACAGCUGAUUUCUUACCUGCUUGGAACUACUUGUGUAGCGUGCAUUGUUUACAUGGCUAGUUCAUAGGUUGCCUGAAGACAGAGCUCUACUGAUGCGAUGCUGCGUGUGCUAUAACAUAGAAUCUCUAUGAAAGCGGACCAUUCUUGUGUUAAUCUUUGAAGUGCAGUGCCAAAAGUAGUCAUAGUGGACUACUGGUAGCUAGCCAGUAAUCGCAUUUUACAGAAAGUGCAUAUUUUUCAUGUUUGCAAAGUGCCUUACACGCAUUGAAAUGGCAGCACCAGUAGCAGCAGAGCUUUUUCACUUAGAUGGUCCUACUGGCUUUCAUAACAAUCUCAAUUUUUUUUUUCUGGAGAGAUGGGGUCUCUGACAGCACCAACAGCUGUGUAUUUAGAUUUCAUCCCAGCUAAAUGUAAUCUCUUAUUGUAAAGAGUUCAAGGUAGUAUCAUUCAGCCUUUCUGGAGUAGGUUUUUGGAAUGAUAUCUAUUGUAUAAAUGUUAGACUUGAUCAACCUGACUUGCUAUCCGAUGCUAUAUUGCGCUAUAAUAUUUGAUUACAAGUUCCAAGAUUUUCAGAAAGAUGCGCCUGAGGAGUACUCUCAUUUUAUUAUUUCACGAACUUAAAUCAUAAAAAUGAAAUUUUUAGGGAUGUAGCAGCUGUCACUUCUUGCCGACCUCUCUCCCUUGAAUAGUCCUUUCCUCAGCCUGGAAAACGAUACACUUCAGAUCAGGAGGCAAACAAGCCUUAUCCAUUCCUCAUAUUUGUGUGCUCUCACUGGCUACAGUUAAUGUGUGUAUAUCACAUAAUAUUGCUGGAAUGUGGCUUAACUGUGCUUCGUGGACCACCGCCGAUUGCUUGGUGAAGUUGUGUAAACGCACUGUGUAGGUUAGGUAGGCAACCCUUGGUAAUCUUUUAAGCUGUUUCCCUGUCUGCAAAUACACUGACUGAGAAACUCUGCUCCCUAAACUGUUGGGCCAUGUCUUAUAUGUCACAAUGCAUGGUUGAUAAUGAAACAAAUGGAUAAAGAGAAAGGUAUUCAGCAAGAUUGUCCUUAUGACGAUUGUUUUCAUUUCCAACACAACAUUCACUUGAGUAGCCCUCAUUCGAAGUAUGUCUAAUUUCAGUAGCAUCUCGCAUUGCUUGGAAGCAAUAGGCUUGAACAUUUAACUGCUAAUGUUUAGGGUAGGUGAGCUGCAAUGUUGCAUUACAUAAAACUGUGAGGCAAAAAUAAGCUUGCACCUAGUCAGCGGCUUUUUGGCAUUCAUGUAUGGCAUGUCAUGUAACAUGGCACACAGCUGUUUGCAGGCAUGAAAUUUAAUUAAACAUGUUAGUUCUUAUGGGAAUGGUGUAGUUGCUCUUUGCCAAACUACUUACGUUACAUAUUUUUCUAAAGAACCAGUGGAAAUGUGUGAAAGCUCUUGGCUCACUACUAUUUGCAUAUUUCACACCUGCCAUUGAUUAGUAGUGCUUACAGUUGCAAAUUCAUGUUCAAGGUAACCUCUGCUGCAUCUGCACUUGCAGUGAUGCUGGUGGUUAUACUUUAGCAACCGUGCAACAUAGCCAAAUGCUAUCAUACUCUUGGUUGCAAAAAGCUCUUUCAGAAUUGGAGUUUGAAAUAUUUGGGUUAGUCUGCUGUGUGCAAAGCACCUCUUUUCACAGAGAUGAGACUAUGUAACCAUGAUAGUAUGACUUUUGUGCAAGUUUGUGAUUGCACAUAACAGUCUGCUCCACCGUGACUUAUAUUUUUAGGAAUGAACACCAGCACAUGCCAGCUCAGUCUGAUUUAAUAGCAGUAAUCAAGUCCUGACUAAACUGGUGGUUUUUGAUGCCAUUAAUGCGACACCAUUUUUUUUUACUAAAUGCCAAAUACGUUUGCAGCCAUCUUUUUCUGGAGUUUCGUUUCUCAGUAAGAAGAACUGAAUGGGGAAAAGCUAGUAUGGCGACUUUGCCCUGAGAUCCUUGUGCGAUGUUAAUAUAUUCAUUUUGAAACUGUCCCAUGUUCCUUGCGCCUUAGGAACACCUGUGCCAGCGUGCUUUUGAGUGUAUUGUGUGUGCAGAAAGAAGUGAAUGUGUAUACGUGUAUGACUGAGUGGCAGCUUCCUUCAGAUCUCGAUGUGGAAUGCUUCACUGUGGCCACUUGUGCUAAAGCCAUGUUGCUAGGUUUUUGAGGUUCUUGCAAACGUCCUGAUAUUUCCCUUUAGAGAAAGAGGUAUGUACAAACAUACUAGCAGUCUCUAAAAUGGAAUUAUUUUCCAGAAACAAGAUGUCUAUCUGUAGAAAGAGACAUGAUGAAUAACCGAAAGGUCAGAAUUUGCAUUCUGCAUUGGUAGUAUAGUUAUUAACAACGGUUGUAUCUUUUACUUUGCGCAUAGUUGCUACUGAUGAAAGCAUGCGUCAGACUUUAAUCUCUAUAUAAGGUUUAUUAGUUUGGCACUUUUCCUAUGUGAUUCAUAUAAAGAUUCACUGAACCUUGAACAUCUAACUGUGCAAGUGAAGCAGUCAUGCCACACAUGUUGCUGCUUUUUAAAGCUGCUGUUGUGAGCUUUGUCGCAGCUUCCAAAUGUUCAGUCACUUCAGCUUAUGUAUGCUUUACUGAGCACUACACAGCAAGUACAAAUGCCCCACAGUGAAGCAUGCUAUACUCGUUCUAUCAGCAAAUGAGGGGUGAGAAAGUUGAGCUUUGUUGGUGGUGCGUUUGUGUCAGCACGAGUGUUGGUUAUAUAAUUGUAUAAAAACAGCAGAGUAUGACACUAGCAUAUGACAUUGUCGGCGAUACGCUCCAUCUGAAGGUGUAUCUAGGAAUACGUUUUUUAAUUUAAUAUAUCUUCUCUUUUUUUUUCACCUUGCGCGUGUUCUCUUGCAGAAGAUAUGGUUUGUCCUGCUGGACUUUCUUUUUUGUCCUGCCAACCUUUCAUUUCCUUACUUGUAGUCAAGGUUGUUAUUUUUGCAUUCAAGACCGAGUCAUCUGAGCCAAAUGAAUUGAUGAAGCAGUCAUAUGUUUAGAUACUGUUCAAAUAAUUCCUUGUGGUUUAAACGUGACCGCGCUGUGUGAACUGUAGAUUUUGGGACCAGAUUCGUUAACGUUACAUGCACCAUUUGUGUUCUGCCACUGUGUUAGGCAGAAACUUCUAUGUACAUGGGUUUGCUUGGAAUUUAGACAGUGCAUUGACAAUUAUUAUCACGAGUACACUGAAUUUAUAGUAUUUGUUUUUUGACUGAGUACUGGUGGACAACUGUUCUACAUGGUAGUCAAAUUGACAGCUAUCUGGAAAACUUUGAAGAAUGAGCGUAUUGUUCUGGCGAAGCAUUUUACUUCUGUCUCAUCAAAAUAUACAGUGGUUUAGAUACUUAAUUUUUCACCUAGGUUUCACAGCGUGUUGCCACUGCAGGGCUAGCCUAAUUGCGGCUAUAUUAUAGUACUUGAUUUCUUAUGUCAUUAUUGGAAGAGUAAUUGGAAAUAACUAGUUAUAAUUAACUGUAAAACCAGGCACCUGUUGUGAGUCGGAGCAUACAGCUAGAAGUCAUCUUUAUCUAAAUCGCAUCAUUAUCUAAAUCUGCCGGAAUUGUUUUGUCUAAAGCCUGCUGGCAUUGUUCCCAGUAAGGCUCGAAGUCCUUCCUUCAGUAAUAUCAUUGCGGCUCACUAAGUCUUUAAAAUUAUGGCAUCGUUCAACUUUGAAGAUAAUUCUACAAACAUUUAUACUACGUUCUAGAGACUUGAAUAUCCCGCCUCUAUUUAUUUCUCUUGGCUGUUACCUGCGGUGCAUUCUUAUUUACACAGUUUGAACAAGGGCUUUACGUGCAGCAGAUACUCUCAUUUGCUGAUCUGAGAGCUCCGAUUUCUUUGUUACUACUUGGUAUUCCGAUGCGUGGCGAAAAGAAAAUGCAAAACGUCGGACAGUUUCGGUACGCUUCAUCCUUGAUCACAUUGUGUUGUGGCACAGUAAAAUAACGAUAAAGAAAGCCCUUUAAAAUUGAAAGUUAGCCAAUAGGAACAGCCCCGACUGCACUUAAACUUUCGGUUCCGACGCCAGACCGCCUAGCACCGCAAUCGUGUACGACUGGAGGCCACCCACUGGGUGUGCGGUAACAUCAACAGCGGGUGGCAUUACUGGCGCGGCAGCGAAGUAGUGCCGUGCUCUUACGGACACAGUGACUGUGACGUCAUCGUGGCCGCCAUAUUGGUGCACCACGGUCAGAGCGAAAUGUUGCGAGCGAGCUUUUGUUUAUCACGCAACAGCGUCACGUGGUUCUGUGACGACACGUUACGUCAUGUGCGUCCGGCGUACUACGACGUGCCCGAUUAACCGCGCACUGUAACCCCGGCACACUGUACGGCAUGGCCGGCGGAUCGAAAGAGCGGGAGCGGUCUGCUGCGUAUUUUAGAUACUCGGUCUCUCUCACUUCCCGACAACUGUACAGAAAUGGCAGAGAGUGUGUACAGCAGGUGCGUUGGUCACGUGAGCUUUAAACCCGCUGCACGCAUGAAGGCGGGUGAAGAAAGUUUCUUUUUUUUUUCUUUUUUUUGUGCCGUGCACGGAAAGAGAGAUUGUGACACGCGUUUAUGGACGCACUGCACGUUGCUUGGUUUUGACGUGUCUGAAGAAUGGCUGCGCUCCAGUCUGCGUGGUCCCCCCAUUUUUUUUUAUUUGCAAAUUCCUCGUGUGAUAUCGUUUUUUCUUUUGUUUGUUUGUAUAAGCACAAACUAAUAAGGAAGAUGUUAAUAAAGCUUUUUUUCCUGGUGAA